AUGCUGCAGACCCUCUGGCGUUUUCUGUCCAGCCUCUUUACCAGGGCCAUAUGCCAAGGUCCUGCAGAAGGAAAAGAGAAUGGGGCCAGAGAGACGACCCCAAUUCCAGACCCAGGGGACCAGGGGCCAAACCUGUUGGGGAAGCCACAGGACAGAGGGGCUGAUCCCACUGAAAGGAGACCAACUAUCUUACUGGUGGUUGGACCCGCAGAGCAUUUUCCAAAGAAAAUUGUGAAAGCUGGAGACAAGGACCUGGAUGGGCAGCUGGACUUUGAGGAGUUUGUUCACUAUCUCCAAGAUCAUGAGAAAAAACUGAGGCUGGUCUUCAAGAGCUUGGAUAAAAAGAAUGAUGGCCGUAUCGAUGCCCAGGAGAUCAUGCAAUCCCUCCGGGACCUGGGAGUCAAGAUCUCUGAACAGCAGGCUGAGAAGAUCCUCAAGAGAAUAAGGACAGGCCAUUUCUGGGGUCCUGUCACCUACAUGGAUAAAAAUGGAACUAUGACAAUUGACUGGAACGAGUGGCGAGACUAUCACCUGCUGCAUCCAGUGGAGAACAUUCCUGAGAUCAUCCUGUACUGGAAGCACUCAACGAUCUUUGACGUGGGAGAGAAUCUGACAGUCCCCGAUGAGUUCACAGUGGAAGAGAGGCAGACGGGCAUGUGGUGGAGACAUCUGGUCGCGGGUGGAGGUGCAGGUGCAGUGUCCAGAACCUGCACAGCUCCAUUGGACCGGCUGAAAGUGCUCAUGCAGGUCCAUGCCUCCCGCAGUAACAACAUGUGCAUCGUUGGUGGCUUUACCCAUAUGAUCCGAGAGGGCGGGCCCAAGUCGCUGUGGCGGGGGAAUGGCAUCAAUGUCCUGAAGAUUGCGCCAGAGUCUGCCAUCAAAUUCAUGGCUUAUGAGCAGAUCAAACGGUUCAUUGGCACUGACCAGGAAAUGCUGGGAAUUCAUGAGCGGCUAGUGGCUGGUUCUCUGGCAGGGGUCAUUGCUCAGAGCAGCAUCUACCCAAUGGAGGUUCUGAAGACCCGAAUGGCCUUGCGGAAGACAGGACAGUAUUCAGGCAUGCUGGACUGUGCCAAGAACAUCCUCUCCAAGGAAGGAAUGGCUGCCUUCUACAAAGGCUACAUCCCCAACAUGCUAGGAAUCAUUCCAUACGCUGGUAUUGACCUGGCAGUCUAUGAGACGUUAAAAAAUACCUGGUUACAACGCUAUGCUGUGAACAGUGCUGACCCUGGAGUGUUUGUUCUCCUUGCUUGUGGCACCAUCUCCAGCACCUGUGGGCAGCUGGCCAGUUAUCCCCUGGCUCUUGUGAGAACACGCAUGCAGGCUCAAGCUUCAGUGGAGGGAGCUCCAGAGGUGACAAUGAGGGGACUCUUCAAACACAUUCUAAAGACAGAGGGAGCAUUUGGCCUCUAUCGGGGUCUGGCCCCGAACUUCAUGAAGGUGAUCCCAGCCGUAAGCAUCAGCUACGUGGUUUAUGAGAACUUGAAGAUGACCCUGGGGGUGCAGUCACGGUGA
Molecule: messenger RNA, 1512 nt
Organism: Emys orbicularis (European pond turtle)
Lineage: Eukaryota; Metazoa; Chordata; Testudines; Emydidae
Gene: SLC25A25
Product: solute carrier family 25 member 25
Exons: 11
Coding region: 1-1512 (503 amino acids)
Biological process (GO): ADP transport; transmembrane transport; ATP transport
Cellular component (GO): mitochondrial inner membrane
Molecular function (GO): ATP transmembrane transporter activity; calcium ion binding
Source: RefSeq, a predicted model, not a curated record